Podarcis lilfordi (Lilford's wall lizard) is the source of this 23537-nucleotide messenger RNA. Lineage: Eukaryota; Metazoa; Chordata; Lepidosauria; Squamata; Lacertidae. The record is from the annotation of a GenBank genome assembly.
GCCGGCCAGCUGUCCCUCCCCUCCCCGCUCCCAUCCCUGUGUCUGUGCUUCCCUUUCUCACUCACUCACACACAGACAAAAUCUGCCCCCCCUUCUCCUCCUCUUCCCAGCCCCCCUCCCCGCGCUCGCCUCAGCCCCACGUCACCGGGAGACCAGACGGGGACAACAUGGCGGAGCGGAGGAGACACAGGAAGCGGAUUCAGGUACCUCGCUCGCUCCUCUCCUCGCCAACCGCCGGCGGGAACCGCUUCCCUUUUUAUCUCCGUCCCCCCCGCCUUCCACACGGACUCCCCCUCCCCUCAGUGCCUCUUGUGGUAGUUUCGCCUUCCUUCUUUUCGGCCUCUUUUAUUCCCUCUCUUCUCUCGCCCCCCCCCCCAUCUUCCUUUCGCCACAGGGCCAGCCACGUCACUGCUCUCCCCUUCUCUUCAGGGCAUCUCUCUCUCUCUCUCCCUCCCUCUCCCCACCCUCCACUCGCGCCUUUUUUCUUAGUGGGAGACCGAUGGGCGCUCCAGUCCCGCAUUCCCACUCCACCCUCCAGUAGCUCCAUACUGAGUAGAUGUCUCUCCUCAGCCCAGGAUGUCUAUCUGCCCUUUUCACCCCACCAAACACCUCCCCCCCCCACAGAGCAGUCCCUAUAAUGGUGACACAGGACUGUGGGGCACCCCAGCUCCAAACGCCAGGACGCAGCUGCUCCUUCUCCAGGCGCUGUGCCCCGAGGGAGUUAUCACUCGCGAGCCCCUCUCCCACCUGCGCCUCCCGCCGUGCUCUUUUUGGGUGCGUCUUGAUGGUGCCCCACCUACAGUCCCACCACGACUCAUCCUUUCCCCCUUUCUGUUCUGCGGUUGGGUGGUUUUCCCUCCGCAGAGGGGCAUCCCUUCGCAUUUCUGGGCUAUGUGGUUCGAAGCCUAGUAUUCCCCCAAAAGGCAGCCCGGCACUCUUUUCCAGGCUCACCCUACAAACAGUGUAAACGUUUCUACCAUCACAACAGCUGUUUGCAAUCAUCUUUCCACUGUUAAUUGUCUACACACCCACACCCACCCCUUAUUGCACCAUGUUGUGGCAUGGAACUACCCCCCCCCAAAAAAAACCCCACUUCAUUGCCAAAUGUACCUGUGAAACCCUGAGGGAAUUCCCCAAUAAACUGUCUUCUCUUUACACCAGCAUAGUAGGCUAUCUACUUCACAUACAUCUAAAAUAUAGUCUUAGCAUGCAUGGUUAUCACACAUACAACCUGUAACGAAUUUCCUAUUUGGUGAGCACUAUACUUAAUGCUGUUUAAUCACCUCUGCAUCAUGUGGAGUUUGCUUGUUGCAUGCUAGUGGAUGCCACCCUGUUGCAUUACAAUAUCAGUUUUUCACUUCUGCUCAAUCCUGCUAAUUCUAGCACGCUCACUCAUUUACACGACCUGUAUUCAUUAUCAUCUUCUGUGAUGCCCUUAGGUUCACAAGCAUCCUCACACACACCUAGAAGAGUGUUUCUUCUUGGAUGUUCCAGAUGUAGUGACAGCAUAUGAAUGAGUCACUUUUUCUGCAGUCAACUGCAGUAAUUAUUUUUGGUAGUCUCAUUAUGAGAAGAAGGGAAGGGAAGUUUUUCUCACUUCAAAGCUAUGCUAUAAAGUCUUCUGCAAUAGAUGACAUAUGUUAGGUAUGCCACAUAGUUAUGUGCUCUGUAGUGAACAAAUAUAUCUUUAAAAGUAUCCGUGUCAAUGAAGCUGUGCUAUGUUUGUUAAGGUUAUUUAAUUCAAUAUCUUCCAAAACUUGUUCAAAUGUGGAAAGGCCAAAUAGUGACAAUAUUGAUAAAAGUUUAACUUAUGUUGCGUUCAGGGUAAGAAUAUGCAAAGUCUGUAAAGAAUAUUAACACUAGGUGGACCAUUGUUUUUACAGUUAACAACGCUUGGCAAAAACAAGAUAUGAUAUUAUUAGCAGUUAUAAUUUUGUGCAGCCUAAGCAUAAUGUUUAUUUGAUUGUAAUAAUUAUGCCAACAAAUAUUUGAGAAAUGUAUUCUAAAAUAUUCAUGGCCAACUUGACAGCUACCAUCCUGUCUCAUUGUGGCUUUGGUAAAACUAUUCACCAAACCAUAAAGAUUGUGAAUGAGCUGCAGACACACACUAUAUACCUCUCUUCCUCCUGUUUUUUUAAAAUUCUGAAAUUCCCUCCCCCUCAUUGCCUCCAAAAUGUGAGGCUUCUCUCAACACCUCCCCAAUUAAUAUAUAGUCUAAAGAAGGUUUAAACUGUAGGUCAGUUUGAAGCCUGAGUUACUCACAAUUAAUACUAAAAAUAAUCUUGUAUGUUAUCUAGAUUAUAGGAGCUCUUCAGUAUUGGAAAAGAUUCUUUAAAAUAUUGUUUGUUGUUUUUACAUGCCAGCGGAGAUAACAUUUCACAAACUGUUCCUAGAUAAAGCUGGAGUAAUCUCUUGCAAAUGUUUAUGGACCUUUGCUUUUGAGUGUCACAGUGUGAAUAUGUUGCAUCUUUGAUUGCCAGGACGUUGAUCUCAUGCAAAACAUUUACUGACAGCUUUGGAUACUUAGCAUAUGCUUUAUUAGUAAUAUGCUAGUUUAGUGUGCAAUACAUUGUGCAGUCAUCUCUUUCUAAAUAUAUUUUGUUUGGGUGCUGGAUGGUUUAAAAUUUAUUUAAUGAGGGAAAAACUAGUUCAAAUAAGUUUAUAUCAAAUAGUAACAGCAAUUAUUUCUCUUCAAGAGUAGCACUAUUUCUUGAAUUAUGCCCAGUGCCACAGCUAUUGGGGGGGGGGCUAGCUGGGUCCCCCCCCGAGGAGCGCCAUUGAGGCUCCCAGCCUGUUUGUGCAUGUGUGUACACACAUACACAUGGGGGUUCCAAACCAGGUCUUUGACCUGGGUGAAAUAAAGCCUACCUAGUUUUGCCCCUGAUUACGCCAUUUCCCUUUUCCCACUUUUCUAAUAUUUCUAUACAAUAUUUCAGUUUAAACACCCCGAUUGUCAUGUUGCUCUGUUCAAGGUUUGUAAUAUAUAUAUAUCAAUUUCAUAUUUUGUUUGGUGUCAUAAUGAAUAGCAGGCUGAUGAAUGAUACUAUCAUAAAUUCUUAAUAGCUGCACCUGGAGCAGUAGCACCAGAGGGACAGUGACUGAGAGAUGUACUGUAUUGGAAUCAUAGAAGUAAAACAAAUUCAGAUCUCUGUAUUAGUAUAAUUAUUUGUAUAACUAAAACUGGUGUCGUAAUACACUUCUGAUGGUCUUGGUUAAUGAAAACUGAAGUUUUCCUCUGUAUCACAUUUGUGGCCACAUUGCCAUUAAUUGACAUACUACAGUAGAAAAAUCCAUCCCAUCAAAAAUUACAGUGGUACCUCAGGUUACAUACGCUUCAGGUUAAAGACUCCACUAACCCAGAAAUAGUGCUUCAGGUUAAGCACUUUGCUUCAAGAUGAGAACAGAAAUCGGGCUCCGGCGGCGCGGCAGCAGCAGCAGGAGGCCCCAUUAGCUAAAGUGGUGCUUCAGGUUAAGAACAGUUUCAGGUUAAGUACAGACCUCCGGAACGAAUUAAGUACUUAACCUGAGGUACCACUGUAGUCAUAUAUAUUGAGCACCUUCACUUAAGAUUUAAACUUUAGACAUUUUCAUUUCUGUCUUGAAAGAACAGGAUAUAUGAUUUACAAACAUGAUUGACUCACAUCUCAAGUCAUUUAAGUUAAUUUGGUUCUUGGAAGGCAGUUCAUCUCAGAAGCGGGGAAGUUGGUACAAAAAAUGCUCUUUAAGAACAGACUGUGCGUGCCAGCUUCUUGCAUGGGUAACUAUGUUAAACUGACCUUUGCUUCAAGUUUCUUUGAAGAAACUGUAAAAACAGCUGUGGCAAACAAAGGCAACACUGGUAUUGGGUAGCUAUUUUCUGUUGAUAAGAGACUGGAGAAGCCAAGGCAGCAUGAUCUCUGCCUCAAAUUCACAACACUUCCGCAGUUAUCACGUGCUUAUUAGUCUGAAAGAACCAAAAUCUUGUCACCUGGAAAAGUAGGCAGUGGUUGCUUGGACAAGGAAGGGAGCUACAUGCUCUUCUUCCUAUCUCUGCAUUCCAUUUUAGAGAUGUGAUCAGGUGCCCUUGGUGCAGUUGACCAUGUCCCCUAAACCAUCACCUACAUUCAGCUGCUUACCAUAAGCACUGCUAUUCGUGUGCAAGUGCUUUCGUGUGCAAGCCACUUUCUGAUUCAAGCGAAAUCUGUUAUAUGCAGUGCUGCUGAGAGGCAGGCACAGAGGUACUGAUGUACUGGACCCUCAGUCAGCAGGCCCUCCAGUUGCUGAGUAUUCAUUUUUAAAAAAAUGUCUCUAGACUUAAGUUGUGGAGCAAAAUGUGCAGGCAGCCUUCUAUGCAGUUUCUGUGAGAUGAACUAUAUUUUUAGUGCAGUGGUAUGGUAGGCAACUUUGUGAUGGAAUAUAUAUGGAAAUAUAUAUAUAGGACAGACAUUGUGUUCUGUUGAUUCUUUAUAGGUUGUUGAUUGGACCCUAGAAAUCUAAUAAAUUGCUUGCAUAGGGGCUUUAGUGAGUAAUGCAAGAGAUGAAAUUUAAUUACAUAUGGUUAUAUGUUCAAAUGAGCAGUGGUGAUCUACUCUGGGCCUGAUCCAAACCAGUUCAAGCUUAAACUUGUUAACUAGAACCUAUUCCAUACCAAAUCCAGGCAAUCUCACCCAUUUCUUUUUUGUUUGUUCAUUUUUUGUUUAUUCAUUGCAUUUAUAUCCUACCUUUUUUUCUAAGGAGCUCAAGGUGUUGUACAUGGUCCUCCGCCUUCUCAUUUCUCCCACAACAACCCUGUGAGUUAGGCUAGGCUGAGAUAUAGUGACUGGCCCAACACCCAGUGAGCUUCAUGCUCAAGUGAGCUUCAGCCCACCCCCACUUUGAACUCUGGUCUUGUAGGUCCUAGUUGGACACUCUAAUUACUGCACUGCACUGCACUGGCUCUCUAAGUAGGUAGUUAGUAGUCUAUCAUGCUAAUUACAUGAACUUGGAAUAUGCUGAAAAAACUGCUAAUUGUAUUUUUCUAAUGUGAGCCUCUGUGCAUAACAAGUUGCCUACCUUUGACGUACAAACAGUAUUUUCCAAGCAAGUGUAAUUAAGUGUCUGAGACAGCAAAUUACAGAAACGACUAUUGUUUUAGUUAGCCUAUCAUAUUGCACCAUUGCUAAACAGCCCUCUUGCAAAAAGAGAUUUUAACAUACCAAGGUGAACGUGUAAGAAUUUAAGAUAUGAUGACAUUGUUUCCUUAUUUGCAUAACAUUACUUCCUUACCCUCAGUGGCUUGCAUAGGGAAAAGAAUAGGCUCCCAAGUAGUUUCUAGCAGCUGCUGCUGUUGUCUUUGCUACAACUUCAGAGCAAACGUUCCUUCUUUGCUCAGUGUAGUGGUUAAGGUUUCAUCUGGACAUACUUUGUUCCACUGGUUCAUUUCUGCACAAAGAUUUCAUGUGGGGAUAUGAAGAUGAGAGUCCAGAGGACACGGCUCCAUUCUACCCGCAGCUUCCUCCUGAUUUAUGUGGAAAUGAGGUGCUGGUUUUAGUAAUUUUAUGGGGAUUGGGAGGGAUUGGCUUUUUGUAGCUGUUCAUAUUUAAUUCUUUGCAAUACUGUAGACAUUCUCUUAAGAAUAUUUUUUGUUAUUGUUAUUGUUAUUAUUAUUUGGUUUUUAUUAUUUCAUUUUAUAAUUAUAUAAAACGGAGAAAACAAUUAUAACAGAUAAAAAUUAAAAUAUGAAAAACAAAACUAUAAAGUAGGCACGUAGAAUAAGUUAAAAUAACAAAGCCCAAGUAAAGAUCAUCAGCUCAUCAAGUAUAGUACUAGAUUUGCCAGGCUUGUGACAAGGGUUGUCUUGAAAAUGAAGGUUCCGCUGUAUAUGUCACAAAAGAAUGCCAAAUCUCAACUUCUGCAUUAUUUCCCCCCCCCCCAUUAUAACUAUAUUCCAGAAUGAUUGGUAUGAAGUGUCCAGUUUAAGAUUUUUUACUGUUUUCCAUUGAGUUGCAGUUACUAUUCAUGCUGCCAAGAUCAUAUACUGUAUAAGACCAAUUCUUUUGACAAUAUAGUUACAUUGGUAUCUUCAAAAAUAUUCAGUAACAUUAAUUUUGGACAAGAAGCAAUAGUGUUGGGUUUUUUAUUAAUAAUUGUCAUUUCUGUCAAAAUUACAUUCCAAAAAUAGUACCAACUAACAUUCCCACCAUGAAUGGUAAUAAGUACCAAGUUUAAUUGCAACCCUUCCAACAAUUAGGUGAUCUAGAAGGAAAUAUUUUAGACAUUUGCAAAGGAGUGCUAUUACCAUCUGUGUAAUAAUUUUAAGGCAUUUCCCCCAAGAAAACUGGAAACAGAUUUUGAGGUUAAUGAUUCCCAAGUUUUAUUCCAAUCAUUUGGGAGAAUUUGUGUGCCAUAUCUUUUUAAGGGGUUCCAUAGAUCCAAAAAUUACAUUAAGCAAUUUAGAAACUAACCCUUCCCACCUCUUACCCAUUAGUUUGAUUAGCAAAAAUUUCCAGGAUUUAUCUCUCUUAACAUUGUAUAGUUUUUGCAGGACUGUUUUUGGACGCUCCAACCUGUUUGCAAAAAGGGAAAAAACAGCAGUGUCAUCAAUAAACUUGCUUCACAGGCUCAACAUGAUUUUUCUGUCUUGUAGCAGGUGGAGAAUGUUCUGUAGCUUCAGCGUGGUUGCUUCAUUUUAAUAGUUUGUUCAGCCAAACAGGAACUGUCCAGUACUAUAACUUUUUUAUAUUAUUUAGCAAGUGAGUAUGUGUUUUAACCAGCUUGCAUGUUCUUUCCAUUCCUUCUUACUACUUAGCUGCCUUGUUAUAGGUGAAACAUUAAAAGGUAGAAAACAGAGCUAAAUACAUUGUUUUAAAAUCUUGUUAGUUUUAAGAAUCCCUAAUCACAACUUUUUGACAGAUGUUUAGCUACAGCCCUUUCUGUUUAUAUUUAUUUAUUAGCCAUUUAUAGGCUUGCAUCACUUCCAAAAGAUCACACACCAAAGCAGAGUAUGAAACCAAUUUAAAGCUACAAUCAUCAAAUAAAAUAAUUUAAAUAAAACACUCAUCUGGAGUAAUGAAGCAGUUAAUAGAAACGAUGAUGAUGAUGAUGAUGAUGAUAAUAAUAAUAAUAAUAAUAAUAACAAUAAUUUAUUUAUAACCUGCCCAUCUGGCUGAGUUUCCAGUGCAGCAAAAUAAAGAAUUUAUAACCAGACUAAAAGCAACUGCAAUUAAAACACCCAAUUAGCUGACACCAGAAGUGUUUUGUAAGAGCUGGGGUUUUCAUUUACUACUAAAAGACCAACAUUAUAGGGACCAAAUAGCGGUUCAGGUUGUGUUCCCCCACAGAAAAUAUCAAGCUCUGCACCUUCACAGUUUUGGUUCUCUAAAUGGAGGGGACAAUGAGCUUUCCCUGUGAACAUGGAGAAACAGGGCAGGAAAUGCUCCCAAAGAGAUGCAGGACCUAACCUAGACAGAUUAAGGCCUUAAAAACAAUCACCAGCAUGUCCAAAGCAAAAAUGCAGCCAGUAAAGAUGAGCAAUGACAGGAGUGACAUUCUUUUUGCAACGUGUCCCUGUCAGGUAAACUGCAAACCACCUGCAACUUCUGAACUGUUUUCCAGAACACAUAGAACACAUUGUAAUUGGCAUUAUAUGACAGAAGUGGCCUCAAUACGCUCUCCUGUGUUAAACUGGUAAAAUGGCCUCCUGUUAUUAGUACUACUACCUGGGAAGCCCUCAAUACCAAAGAGUCUACGAUCAUUUCCAGACCAGACUAUGUACUUUGUCAUUAAGGGGGAGUAUAAAAGGUAACAGUAAGGGUAAAGAUAAAGGACCCCUGGACAGUUAAGUCCAGUCAAAGGCAACUAUGGGGUGGGCCCUCACCUCGGUUCAGGCUGAGAGAGCUGGCAUUUGUCCACAGAUAGCGUUCCGGGUCAUGUGGCCAGCAUAACUAAAACGAUUCUGGUGCAAUGGAACACUGUCAAAAAAAAAAAAGCAUGGUGGUGUUCAAAUAUUCUGCCAGCUCUGUUCCCACCUUGUGGUUGCUUCUGUGUUAGCAUGCUGACCUGCUGAUAGAGGCAAAGAAUCUAGAAUAGUGUCCCAAUUACAACUGAUGUGGUUACCCAUUCUUAACUUUUAAACUACAAGGCAACAAUAUUUGGUCUUGGGAGGUAAAUUUCCUAUAUUUCCUAUAUCAUGCAUCUGAUGGACUGUAGUCCAUGAAAGAUUAUGCUAUGAUAAAUUUGUUAGUCUUUUAAGAUUUCACAAGAGUCUUUGUUGAUAAUGAGGUAUUUACAAAAUAUUAGCGUGUAACUAUCUAAGGCAUCACGUUUCACAUGCUAUGAAAGUGAGUUGAGGAGCUUUGUAAAAUUUCAGUACAAAUGAAAAUACUGUAGCUUUCUGCUUUAAAUUUGCAUUUGCUCUGUUUUCUCUUAAAGGAGGUGGGUGAGCCAUUCAAGGAGGAAAAGGCUGUUGCUAAAUACCUGCGUUUCAACUGUCCAACCAAGUCUACCAAUAUGAUGGGUCACAGAGUGGAUUACUUCAUUGGUAAGGUUAAAUAUUAUCCAAAUCAUGUGGCAAUCUGAUUGUCAAUAUUUGUAGCACUUGGAGGAAAAUGUUUUUAUUCUUGCUUUUACCUGGGAGAUAAGUGGGGAUGAGAAUCUGAUUAAAACUAAUCACAACCUGAUUCCCCUCCCCUCCCUAAUUUUUUUGUUUUUUAAUAAGAGCAUUUUAUGGUCUGCACUUCACCUCAGUGAAUUCCAGGGUAGGAGUAGAAUCUUUAUCUUCUGCAGAGUGUAGAAGUUUCUGGUUCAGACUGUGUUUAUUUUUAUUCAGAUUUGAAAGCCUGAGUGAGUGAUGGCGAUGAUAACACAACAAACAUAAUAUUCCUAUGGUAUUAGUCAUAAUAAUCCAGUGGAAAAUGGAUUGCUGAUGGUUGGUGUUCCCUUAUGACAACAGCAGUGAUAACUGACAAGAUAGUUUUGCCUUCUCCCAUACUAACCAUUGAUGCCAUCUCAUUAACUGUGACAACUUGUAUCUAAUACUCCAAUUUAUAUCCUAGCUGUACUUCUAUGGAACUGCUGCACUGUGUAGCACCCUGAAUAUCUAACUACCACAGGGCAGCAAGUCUGUAAAACAAUUCAUUUUUAUCUUAGAAAAAGAGAAAAGAUAUGGAGGAGGCACUCUGCUUUCUGCCAAAAUGUCCUCGGCCUACUUAAUCCACUAAGCAGUUUAUCUUCAUAAUCACUUGCAGCAGAUGGAAGCUUUGGGCUGCACUUCUUGCUCCGUUACCUGGGAGUAAGCUCUACUGAACUCAAUGCAACUUACUUUUGAGUAGACAUAACAGUGUGUGGUUCAAAUAAAAGGCCCUCAGCUUCCCAUUCCUUCAAGAGUAUAGAAAUUUGGACAAACCUAAAAGGUUUCAAAUACUUCCAGACAUUGGAUUUAUGUGUACAAGGUUUAUUCAUGCUGAAGCCAGAAAAAAGGAAAAGUGAAAAUGUCUUAAUCAAUCAAAAUCAUUUCCUAGGUUUUCUUUGGACUCAAAAAUUGUUGGGUUCUACUGUGGGUGAGCUUUUUAGACAGACACGUCAUCAAAUGAGGAACAAAAUUAUUACUGUUCCAAAAUUUCCAUUUUCUUUAGGACUGGUCACAUUUUUCCAGUGUAGCAUUCUUGUGAGAGGUAUGGUAUGUUUUUCUUUUUAGCUUCCAAAGCUGUGGAUUGCCUUCUGGAUUCUAAGUGGGCAAAAGCCAAGAAAGGAGAAGAAGCCCUGUUUACCACUCGAGAGUCUGUAGUUGAUUAUUGCAACAGGUAGGCCUGGUUGUUUUAAUGUUGUUGUAAACACUAUGAAUACUCCUAAAUAUAAUGUUACAGAAUGAAUUAAAAUGUAUUUUCAUUGUGUUAUGUCCAGGUAAUCAGAAAUUAUUUUUAUAUCGGGACUAGUCAUGGAACCAUAGAUCCUCCAUAGUUGUCUUUGGUCUUUGCUACUACUGUAUGGCUUUCCACAUAUCCCAACAGCCUAUGUAGCUAGGAUUAUUCUAGUUGAAUUACAACAUUCAGUUGAAAAUUACUUUGUUUCUGCAUUUGCAGAACUCCAAAAACUCAGCAACAAGACCUUAUUAUCUUGUCAGAUUAUAGUUUUAUGCUUUGUAGGAAUAGAAGAAACUGCCUAUAAUUGUUAAAGUUGGCUGGUUUUUAUUAUCAGUAUUUUAUGAAGAGUUCCCUUGGGUUAGGGUAUAUUGUCAAAAUGUGUUGGAAACAGUGGCCUAAUUUUCACGUCAUCUAUUACCUUUACCAUUUGUCACUGUUUUUUAAUUAAUAACAUGUGCAUAUAUCUAAGUGUGAAAUGGCAACCGAUAGGGAAGAUUGAUGUUUUAUGUGCUUAUAAGAAAAUAAGUUUAUGUAUGGCAAGUAUUUUUAUACUGCUCUUCAAUCCUAUUUCCUGAGCAGCUUACAAAAAUUUCAAGGAGUAAUCAAGCUCUGGCACUAUUCUAAUGAUGACUAUUUUUUAAAUACAAUUUUUAUUUAAGAGAUUCCCCCCCCCCCAAUCUUUCUUAAUAACCUGCCAAAUGUGAUGUAGACUUGGUUUGGUCAUAGUUGUAGAAUGGAUUGCUUAUUUGAUCAAAGUAGUAGUUUGAGUUUAUUUUACCAUAUGACUCCACUUUAGCAGUGGACUCCCAGAUUAAGCAUGAACUGAAUUUUUCUUCUAAGACUUUUAAAGAAGCAGUUUUUCCACCGGGCUCUAAAAGUGAUGAAGAUGAAGCCAGACAAGGAUGCAAAGAAAGAAAAGGAAAAAGAGAAAGGAAAGACUGAAAGUGGAAAAGAAGAUGAGAAAAAGAGCAAAAAAGAUGGCGGAAAAGAAGAAAAAGCUAAGAAGGAGAAAGAGAAGGAAAAGAAGAAGGAUGGUGAGAAAGAAGAAGGCAAAAAGGUCAGUGUGAAUCCCCAAGUCCAGCUGAGAUGAAACCAUAAUAUAAACAGUGGAUUGAAUAGCAUUCCAUUCAGAGUGAGAGAAAAUUAAAAACUGCAAAGAACUAAUAUUAAAGAUUAACUUCUAGUUUGGAUUUCUUUACUUACCAUAGCUUUUCUCAUAAUACUUUGGGGUCUUUGUAAUAUAGUUCCUCAUGAGAAAAACUGUACAUGUUCAGUGGAGGACAUUAACAGUAUGGACUAGUUUUUACAGGAAGAAGUGAAAAAAGCUAAAAGAAAUUAAAGAAUACAUAGUGCAAGGUACACACUUAAGAGAGUUUUAGCAUUUUUGCUGUCAUAUUAAUAGACAUGCUUAAUAAAACAUAUAAUAAGAUUAGUAUUACAGAGAUAGUUCUGUAAAUUUUUUUCGGGGUGCUCAAAAGGUGUUCAGUAGGUUUCAGUGGCCCUUUCUAUUACUUAUUUCUGAAAUAGAUUUGUGAGAAGUAUUUUCUGCAGUGUACAGUAAUCUUCAUCCCAAUUUGUGUAUGAAUAAAUGUGUUUCUGUCGGGGCACUCUAAUUUGGGAAGAGGCAGUAGACAUGGUUAGACAUAAUUUCCUUCUCUCUUUUUCAUCAUUAGGUUCAAUAUUAAAAUUUCAAGAAUAAAUACUAAUAUAUGUGCUUAAGAUUGUACCAUAUGCAUACUGUAAACAGUUUCAAGUUCUAAAAAAGUUACUGUUUUGAUAACUACCUCUUUUAGUAUUGGUUCCAGAUUUAAGUUUAAGGAAAACUGAAAUCCUUGGGGUGAAUUUAACCAUAGAUGAAUAUCAGUUUCAUUAAAAAUACAAGGUCUCUUAUUUAGAAAUACAAUAUACUGAGGUAGGAUGCAUAAAAUAACUGAGUUUACAAUUUGUUUGAAACACAUAUUCCUGUCCUGGAGUUUUCCUGUUCAGGUGUAGGCCAUGCCCUUUUCCAUGACACUACAUUUCAUCUAGUCCUCCCUCUGUUCUCCCCCCACUCCCAGUUGCCCAUUCCAACCACCCCACCACUCAACACAAUGUGCUGUAGCAACUGAGAAUGCUUAGUCCUUAUUGGGCCUGAGAAUUUCCCCCUACAGUUUUUUUUGUGUUUUGUAUUUCUGCAAAAGAUGCAACUGUCAGCUGAAAAAAAAUUCAGCUCCUAAAAUUGAUAGCAUGACUCUUAAGUCAGCUAAAGAGGUUUGUGGAAGGAAGGAAAGUUGCUCAUCCUGCUAUGUGCAGAAGACCCCCUCCAAGCUGUCUGGAGGACCAUGCGAAUUGUAAUGUAGCUGUUUCAUGCUGUGGCCUCCUUUGGAAAUUCCUUUGUUCAAGUAUGGCUACUUUAAGAUAAUUGGCAAAGUGCCCUAGUGGAUUGAAGCAUUCUCGUACUGGUCUAUGAAUAUUGCCAUUUCUUAUGUCAGAUAUGUAUUCAUUGAUUCUUUUGUGUAGGGAUGGGCCUGUUUGUCCUAUGUAGAAUGCAGAAGGGCAUUGCUGGCAGAUGACAUAAUGCAUUGGAAGAUGAGCAGGUGAAUGAACUAUUGAUGUUAUUUUAGGUCCUGUAAUACUGUUGCCAGAGAAGGUAUGGGAAAAGAAUUGGCAUCUCGGUUUGUUGCAGGGCCUGGUUCCUGUUUUUGUGUUCUGUUAUAUGAGCUCUUGUUGGCGAGUAGUUGUUAUGGGUGUUGUGUGUAAGCAAGAACAGUCCUCCUACCCAAGACCUGUGAGAAGGAAGCAAUAUUGUCCAAGAUGGGCUGUAGAUUAUUCAUGCUUGAGUGGCUAUAUCUGGGAGCUGUAGGUGGCUAUAAAUGGUGGUCUGUUGCUUUCUCUUCCUCAUCUGUCCUGUAGUUGAUUAUUUCUGGAAAUUGGUCUGACCUUGCUGAUUUGCUCUUUCACUCCAUUGGAUUUGUAUUGUAAUCUGAGAAAUGCCUGGUGUAAAUCCUUAAAUUGUGAGUCUGUGUGAUGGGUCAGAGCAGAUGUAAUGCCUUAAGGCUUUGUUGUUUUUGCUGCAACCAACUAUCAUGGCUAUCCUACUGGAAAUGGUUUCCUUCCAUGAACUUCGUUAACUUGUUCUAGGAUCUAAGAUGGAUUAUGGGCAAUUCUGUUGGCUAUUUGCAGUUUAGUAGCGCUGCAGAGAGCUUGCUGGGGAGACCAUGCAUUAAAAAGGGACUCAAAAAUAACUUAAACAAGGUUUUAAUAACAAAAACAAAAACUCCUUAUACAUUAAAUACAUCAGCAACAAACCAGACCCAACCACCAGCCCAUCCCCCAGGGUAAAGGGAGAGCUAGGUGCUGCUCCUUAUAUACUAUACCCAAUUGCUGACACAGCUUGAUUAGCACAACUCAGCAGCACCUGCUAUGUUUCACAGCUGUAAGACUGGGUCUCGUUAUUUGCCCUGGCCCUGGCCCUUAAAGACAUACACAACUUGUGAAACAAUAAUGAACCUUCACAUUUUAAAGUGACCAUUCAACAGAUUCUCCCCUUCCCUCAGAAGACCCCCCCCCAGACAUCACAAACUACAUUGUUUAGAAGGGCCCACCAACUCUCUAGAUAAGCUUUUUAGGGGGUGCAAGGUAGGGAAGGGAGAGGAGAGGAGACGUCAUUUUGUGAAUGUCUUUCAGAGAACAUAUCUUAGGAUUUAUACCAUUCAACUAAAAUCUGGCAAGUAACAAGUUAUGAAUCUCACAACCUAUAUUUGAGCCAGAGAGGUAUACCAAAUGACAGAUAGGUUUAGAGAACUGGACUCCAUUUGUCUUGUAUUAGAACAACAAGCAGCCUCCAAAUUUUCAUGAGUAAGAAACCUUUUGCACUGCCUAGCUUUCUUAUACCCUUUCUCCUCACUGCUGUUUUCUGUGUCCUGGAAAAGCUACUCCUGUGGACAGGGAACCCUCAGAAUUAGGAUGUUAUGUGGAAGGUUACAGAUGGGGAAAUCAUCAGACAUUGGACAAAAGCAGUUCCACUUCUGUGAGCUCCCUCUGUCUUUUGGCUAUGUCUUCCCUCCCAGCACAACAAUCCAGGGUGAACCCUAUUUUGGGUGUUCUCUGAUUUUACAGAGAAUCAUUUUUGGGGCACAGUAAGGAGGCGGGUACGGGAAAUCAAGCAACCUUCUGCUUGAGUAACGUUUGGCCCAAUAAGAACCACAAUUAAGUAAAGGUAAAGGGAACCCUGACCAUUAGGUCCAGUCGUGACCGACUGGGGUUGCGGCGCUCAUCUCGCUUUAUUGGCCGAGGGAGCCGGCGUACAGCUUCCAGGUCAUGUGGCCAGCAUGACUAAGCUGCUUCUGGCGAACCAGAGCAGUGCACGGAAACGCAGUUUACCUUCCCGCCAGAGCGGUACCUAUUUAUCUACUUGCACUCUGACAUGCUUUCAAACUGCUAGGUGGGCAGGAGCUGGGACCGAGCAACGGGAGCUCACCCCGUCGCAGGGAUUUGAACCGCCGACCUUCUGAUCGGCAAAUCCUAGGCUCUGUGGUUUAACCCACAGCGCCACCCGCGUCCCUAAGAACCACAAUUACUGUACAAUAAUUACCCAUUCACCUAAUUUUCAUCAUCUUAUUUAUUCCCCCCACCCCUUUUAGGGCAGAUUGUUAUACAGCCCCUUACAAUAAAAAUGUGUAAAAAACCAACUAAUAAAUAGUAUAAUAAACUAGCAACAAAUAAAAUCAUAUCUGGGGUAGGAGUGUCACGGGAAAAUCAAUAGAAAACUUGACAGGAUAAGGACACUUUUAGGGGCCAUUUAAUACAAAAGGGGCCCAAAGCAGACUUUUCAGGGCAGGAUAUUUCACAGAUGUAGGAUCAUUCCUGAAAGGAUCCUGUUCCUGACUAAUCUGAUUAUCUUCAAUGGCAAGAACAGGUCCUCUAAGGUUGAUUUUAGGGCCUGAGCAGCUUUCUGUGAGUUUGGGUAUUUGUCAAAUAAUCUGGUACCAACCCUUUUGAUGCUUUGAAUGUUAAUGGCAGCACAUUAAAUUGACCCAGGAAACGAAUGGCUGACCAAUGCAACUGAUGCAAAGUUUGUGUGGUGUGGCCGUACUGCCUACCCCACCCCACACCUUGGCAAGUAUUCUGGUGGUUGAAUUUUUCACUAGCUGAAGUUUCUGGACUGUCUUCAGAGGCAGCCUUAUGUAGUUACAGUAAUGCAGUCUGUAUGUUGUGUGUGUAGCUGACGCUUUCUCUAGACAGCAUUGCAGCUGGUAAAAAGCAUUAUUAUUAUUACUGUAUAUUAAACUUGUAUACCACCCUUCAUCAAUUGAUCUCAAGGUAGUUCCCAACAUAAAAAUACAAGAUAAACAUAGCAAAUGCAUAAUAAAAACAAGAACAAAAAAAACACAAACCAACCCAUAAACCAAUAACCCCCUCUCCUCCCAUCCCCUCCAUGUCUACCAUCUAUACUUUCAUAGGUAAUACUGGAUCCAUGAGUACUUUCAAACUGCAUACCUGAUUCUUUAGAGACAGGGUAAGCCUGUCUAAAAUUGUUUGCAAACCUCUAUGCAGAGCCCAAACUGUAUAUCCAUUUUAUCAUGAUUAAGUUUCCAUUUGUUUGACCUCAUUUGUUCCAUAACUGCCCCAAGAUACCUGAUAAGAUUUCUACUGCCUUUCUGAGAAGCAGAACUGUGUGUUCUCUGCAUCUUGGUAACACACCAGCCCAAAACUCUGGCAGAGCUCAUCCAGUGAUUAGUCUCCCAACACCAUGUUCUAGACUCACUCUUCCGGAAAGAACCAGAGCCACUGUAACAUUGUGUCUCCAAGCCCCAUUCAGACAAGGCAGUUCAGAGGGAUGCCAUGGUCUGCAGUAUCGAAGACAUUGGAGAAUCAAGAAUCAACAGGGUUGUGCUCCUCCUGUCCCUCCUGAUGAAGGUUAUUAGCUAGAAUGAUCAAGAUAGUUUCAGGGCUAUAGCUAGGCUGGAAACCAGAUUGUAAUACUGUACAAGCAAGGCUCAACUUAUGUGGGGGUUAUGUUCUGGGGAUAGCAUAUAAAGCCAAACUUGUGUGUAGUCAAAAUGCAUUGGGUGGAAUGGCAGGUGGUAUUGCCUAAAAUAAUUUUCCCCCAGGCAACCCACCCACUUUCAGCCCCUUUUUAUUUAUAUUUUUUAAAAUUUGCCAAGCGCGUAAAGUUGAAUGCGCACAAAUUAAAUGAGUGCAAGUUGUGAGUUAACUGUCGUUAUUUUGAGCAUUCUUCAUUUUUUUGUCUGCGAUUACCAACUGUAAAUUAUAAUUAACAGCAUUCAGCUAUAGCUAAGCAUAUAAAAAGUCCCUUGAUUUUAAUAAAAUACUUUAACAGGUGCUUAAAUAUUUCCUUUUGAAAUUGGUGAAAAUAAAAAGGGCUUAAUUUUGGCUGCAUUGUGUACUUAUUUUUGUAACACACAUACUUGAGAGAUUCCAUAGCACAGGUAAGAAUUCAUGGCACCCCGGCAGUCUUUUCAGUCCAUAGUGAUGGAACAUUACUGGGGAAUCACAAAGGGGUGUGCCAGGGCAAGGACUGUGAGAAGGGGGAGAGUAAGAAGCUAGGCAGACAUGCAGGCAAUAAAGUUUUAAGAAUUUAUUUGAGAAGAUGCACAUUAAAUAACCUAUAUUAUAGAGGCAUGUUUGAGUUAAGAUUUUUUGGGGGAAUUGGUCUAAUAAAGAGGAGGUUAAAGUAUAAAUAGUCUGUUCUAGAAUUUUGUGUUCUAAGGAAGAAAAGAGGAUCAGUCAGAACAAUUGGUGUCUGUAUCUUUCUUUCUGAGUUCUCAGUAAUACUAAAUAGUAAAUUUUAACAAAAUGUUUAGCUUUUUGUCAAUGUUGUAUUCCUUGAGUUGCAUGUAACCGAAAUCAGUGGGAGAAUUUUAAUGGACUUAAGGCGGGUAUGGGGUACCUGUUCAGUUCAGUGGAUAAGAUCUCUGUAUCUCCAGUCCUGGCAGGGCCUACCCACCUGUCAAAUUUAUCUCUAGGAGAGUAAGUGUCAACGUGUUGUAAUUCUUUAUGGGACAAUUUUUCUUUCUUUUAGGGGAGGUUUCAUAGCCCCUUUGUCCAGGUACUCGGCGCCCAGUGCUUGGGAAGUCUAGCACAAGGGGCAUUCCAAACUCUGCUUGCAAAGUGUCUGACAACCUCCUGGUUGUCAGGUGCUUAGGAGCUACUGCAGAAAGGGUUUUGCAGGCACCUUGGAUUGGUGGUGCCUGCAAAGCCUCAUUUGGCCAAACCCCACCUUUACCUGCCUCUCCAUCUGAUGUUAUAUAUGACAUCAGGUUGAAUGGCAGGUUGGCAUAGCUUGUCCAACAUGGCCCCGUGGGGCAAAUGGUGCUGCCAGACAGGCCCACAGACUGGAGGUUCCCCAAGAGGAAAUGCCUAGUUAAACCUUUAUAUCUCAGUCCAAAGACCAUGGUCUGAGGUGGAACCAUGUCUUUAUCCUCAAUGCUGCUUUCGAAUCAGUAUGUGGGAACAAAGGCAGAAGGGAAGGCUCUCUUGUAUCCCAGCUACAUGAGGUGUUCUCAUGAGCACAAUUUCACUGGCAAUUGUUUCCAAUAUAUGUCAUUAGGAUGAGACUCCUGGCACACCUAAGAAGAAGGAGACAAAGAGAAAAUUCAAACUUGAGCCUCAUGAAGAUCAGGUUUUUCUGGAUGGAAAUGAGGUACAGUAUCUGAAUAAUCUCUGUUGCUGAAAUGUUUUCCUGUCUAUAAUGUUUACCAGUAAUAAAAAUGUGGAGAAAUCCACUAGUCUAACUAGAUUUUUCUUGAUGUAGUUGGUCAGAAUUGGAGACAUCUGGCUCUGGUUUUAUGAAUGUUUGGUAAUGUUUUAAAAUACCUGUUUUAGCUGUUUUUAUCAGUAAUUUUUAAAAAAUAUAUUUUUGUAAACUGCUUAGGGAUUUUCUUACAAUCACGUGGCUUAUACAUUCUGUUAAAUAAAUAAAAAUAGGGGAAUUCUUGGUUUUGAUUUUUUUAUUUUUAAAAUAUAUUUUUUUCUAUUCUGUUGUUUUACUGCAGUCUUCUCUAACCUGGUGCCCCCAACUGUUUCAGACUACAAUAUGUCACCUUGAACUUCUUGGAGGAAAGGUGUAAUAAUGCAAUAAAUAAAUAAAAUCCCUGACCAUUGGCUAUGCUCGCUGAGGCGGAUGGUAAUUGUACUCCAAAACAUCUAGAGAGUACUAAGUUGGGAGACACUGUUGUGAUGUAGUUUACUUGAGUGUAAUUUCCUCUGAGACCAUUAGGUGAAGAACAGGAUAUAAAUCUUUUAAAUAAAAUAGGAGUAAUAAUCUAAGGGCUUUUUUCUGUUAAGAUUUCAUAUUUAGUUUACUUAUCACAUAAUCACAACAUGCAUAAAUUUCAUACCAAGGCUAGAUAGAUUUUGGUCUGAUUUAACAGGACAAUGUCCUGGUACUGUUGGUUAUUGCUCCCCAAAGUGUGUACGCUUAUUCAAAAGCACAGGUUUACUUCUGCCUUAAAGUCCUCAUAAGCUGCUGCCAUAGACGGACCAUUAGUCUUGCUUGAAAUAAGGAACAGCACUUUCCAAUUGUUCUUCAUAGCCAUUACAAGAAUUACCUGUUGUGGCUGGAUUCAAUAGAUUGCAUCUCUAGGCCUGCCCUUCAAAUUGCGGGUGCAUUGUGGGUUUAUGGGAUCUCAGAUGUUGUUAUAAGGCUAAUUGAGCAUUUGGUGGUGGAACCACACCACUGUUUUUCUGCUGCAAAGGGAAAGGCAGUUUGCAGGGGAGAUGUAGCUCUUCACGUGACACCUCUCUACCCUACACACUACCCCCCCCUCCAUUUUGAUCCUAGAUGUAUGUUUGCUGCUCUUGUUGCAGAAAGCAAUGGUAGAUGGGUGUUGUGCAGAAACAGUGAUGGGCAGGGAGGAGAAGCAUCUUCACCCAGCCCUGCUUUUCCCCUAUACGUCCAUCCCCAGCCUACUUUGCAGAGAAGUGCUUAUCAGGUUCCCAGAUCUAUGAUAAUAACCAUAAAUACUUAGACCUAGUUCUCCUUGAGGAACUAGACCUGUGUCUGAGUUUCAUUCCCUCACACUGCAGUACUCUAGUACAGGAGGAGGGAGGGAGGGAGAGCACUAGCUGUCAUGGAGAAAGGUUGCAGUUUUCUUCCUGAUGCACAGUUUUCUACAUGCCAGCAACUUUUUCUAUGGAGGAACAUUAAAGGAUGUAAACUUCCAUCUCCAGUCUGAAGUGACACAGCCCCAGACAUAGAAUCAUAGAAUUGUAGAGUUGGAAGGGACCUGAGGCUCAUCUGUUCCAACCCCCUGCAAUGCUUAGAUAAAAUACAUAGAUUUAUUGUUGCACAGAGAACAAGACUUUAGCUCAGCCCAUUAAUAAGCUGCCUCAGGUCACGGAGAAAAUGUUCAGACUUCUGUACAUGCUACAGUGAUGAACUAUUGCAAGCAGAAUAUAUUAUUUCCAAUCAGCUUCCUCAUAUACCUUUGUUUUCAGAACCUGGUUUAAUUUUUAUGUAAUCAUUCUCCUUCCAGGUAUAUGUGUGGAUUUAUGACCCAGUUCAUUUUAAAACAUUUGCCAUGGGACUCAUACUUGGUAAGUAAGUGAGCACUGUUGGGUGUAACUGGCAACCCACCCAACAAACGGUCUGCCUCUUAGCACAUCUGUGGCUUUCACGGGCAAAUCCCCCCCCCUUCCCAUUGAAAUAAAUGGGGCUUGUUAAGUUCCAAUAGAUGUUAAUUGGUUUUGGGCAGGACAAACACUGCAGUGGAUUACACCCAUAUUCUGUAGAGGCACAGCACCCACUUUUACAAGACAAUUGUGAGGGCUCAAAACAUCCCCCCCCCCAAAUUAAAGUGGCGCUGUUGCAUUUAUUUCAGUCCUAAAGCUCCCAGUAUUUCUUAUGCUUGUGCUGUCUUUCUUUUAACAGUGACUGCUGUUAUAGCUGCAACUCUCUUCCCACUCUGGCCUGCAGAGAUGCGAGUAGGCGUUUAUUAUUUGAGCGUAGGUGCAGGGUGUUUUGUGGCUAGUAUUCUCCUCCUGGCUGUUGGUAAGUGUGUGUUUCUCUUCUCUUCCUCUCCAUCUCUCACAGUUCAGAUUUAAGCAUCUCAUAGACUUGCCUUGCACCAUGUGAAUGUUUCCCAGGUGGCCACCAUAUGUCACCAUUGCGCCAUUUGUAAUAAAGCUGACUGCAAGUGUGCAUUCAUUCUGGUUGCUUUCACGCAGUGGGAGCAGUUCUGAUGUUUGUGUUGCCAUUUCUGUCUCAUGGGAGAAGCUAAGUGCACCAGUCCCUGUACAGUAGUCUUGCUUACAUUUCCUCUGACUGCUCUUGCAGCAAUGACUUGUUUUAGGACUGUACUUAACAUUUCCCUCUAGCUUUACUGCUUCAAUGAGAGACUUUUUGUCUCCUUACUGACAGUUAGAAGUGCUAAACCUACAGGAGGGGUAUUCUGUGAGGCUUUGCUGUGAGGCUUGAUUCACAGCAUAAAAACGGCAUUCUGUGCUUUAUUGCACAUAUGAUCACUUCAUGGAACCAUGUUUUAUAUGGGGCGGCACCUGGUUGUACAGCUUUAUGCUAAACUAUCUGCCACUGGCUACAAGCAGUUCAUUUACUUACUUGAAAGCAUUCACUGCUGAAACUAUUUUUGGUAGUAAAAGGAAGCUAGAAGGAAACAUAUAUAUGUAUAAUGAGGCAGGGGGAAAGGUUAAGAGACAGAAUGAGAUCCCUUGAGAUUGUAGUGUACAAAUUAAUUAAAUUACUGAGCAUAGACAGGACAGUAAGUACAAUUAACUGAAAUGGUUCUCUAGAAUCAGGUUUUAUUCCAGAUAUUCCUGCAUCUGCUCCAGAUACCUACAGUCUCUCAGAUAGAGGUCUCUCAGAUUAUAAAUCUUUAUAAAUGUCUUGGUCUCUGCUUACCUUUAUAUAUUACUAUUACUAUUACUAUUACUAUUAUAUUUCCAGUUGUGUUGACUGUGAUUGUUCAGAAUUCCCUCUUGGUUCUGUUGUAUAUGUCUAUUCCUCAAGGGCAUGUAGAGAGUGGUUGUGGGCUUACUCACAGCAGUGUAAUUUCAUUCUUCUAGAGACUUGCCAAUCAGUCUCCUUUUGAAUGUGCUUAAGCCACAUCAUUGGAGCUAGAUUGCAGUAUCCGCAGCCAAGCAAAAAUAGGGCUUAAAAUUGUUUGGUAAUGAUCCAAUUUGAUUUUAAAUGUUUUGUUAUAUGGUAUAUGUGUAAUGCAUGUUUUGUUAUCUGCCCUGUGAGGUUUAGUGUGGUCUAGAAAUGUAAGUAAACAAAAACCAAUGAGCAUCUUAACCAUUUAGGUAUUGCUUGUUGGUGGAAUCGAAAGGGAAUGCUUACUCAAUAUUAUUAUAUUUUAAUGUUUUCAACCUUUACCUUGUAGUUUGAACUAUUAGCCAGCAACCAAAGUUGGUCAUUAACUGGCAGUAGAGAAUGUACACCAUACAGAUUUUCAACAAGUGGUGAAACAGUUUAAGAAUGUUAGGGCCUUAAUUAGAACUCAGCAGUUGAGUUUGCAUUUUAACCCUUGAUCUUAAUGUAAUUAAUAGAUAUGGAAAGCAAUUUCUGGAAAAGAAUUGGAGGUGGGAGAACCUGGAGCCCUUUAAAUUCCUGAGCUGCCUCUUAAGUGUGGGCCCCAAGAUUGCAGUGGCUUACUUAAUUUCUCUCACUCAGAAUUUUCUGCAUUGCCAGUUCAGGCAUUUUGUCAUUUGCAAACAUAAAUGUAGCUCUGUGUUCUGUAAAUAUCCUGUUUAAGACAUUUGGACAUUUUCUUCUUGUAGCCCGCUGCAUCCUCUUCCUUAUCAUCUGGCUGAUAACUGGUGGAAGACAUCACUUCUGGUUCUUGCCAAACCUGACUGCUGACGUUGGCUUCAUUGACUCCUUCAGGCCCCUGUAUACACAUGAGUACAAAGGACCAAAAGCUGAUUCAAAGAAAGAUGAGAAGUCCGAAUCCAAAAAGCAGCCAAAAUUCGACAGUGAGGAGAAAUCUGAUAGUGAGAAAAAAGAAGAUGAGGACGGCAAAGCUGAUCCACUGGGAGGCUUGGGAUCAGAAGCUUCUGGCGGAGAGCGGAAUUCGGACACAGACAGUGAUAGGCGGGAGGAUGACCGGUCCCAGCACAGUAGUGGCAAUGGAAAUGAUUUUGAAAUGAUCACAAAAGAGGAACUUGACCAGCAAACGGAUGAAGAGGAUUGUGAAGAGGAGGAAGAGGAAGAAGAGGAGCAAGAUACUAGGCCUUUACAUGAACAAUCUUAAUUCAGCUGUAGUUUGGGACUAAAUUUUGUGCAGACAGUUGGAUUUUCUAUGUUGGCUGCUACACCAUAUUGACAGCAUUCAUUUCUUCCUUAUUUGCUGAAAUAUACAGAUGCCGCUUAGCCAAACAGCUUUAUAACAUAGUUCUUAAUUUGUUUUACAAACAGAAGAAAACCACUUAACUUGAUAGUUGUUGUAAGUAAUCUAAUAUACACUUACAAAAGCCAUCUGUUUCACAACUUGUCAGUCAGAUAUUUUGGUCUGCUUAAGUCAUCAAAUAUACGGAGGAAUGUAGUUCUUUUAAUAAUAUUUUGGGAAAUUGCAUGUUUUCAGUAACUACACUUUUCCAGAAUAGUAAUUUAAAAUGGCACUUGUUGCAUUUAUUCCUAAUAGCUUAAUUUGAUUGAUACUUACAACAACUGAACUUUUCGGUUCAUUCUAUUUAUAUUGUUAUUAAUCUUCAUAAAACUGUAAGACUUUUCUUAGAACUUUUUGUUUAAGAAUAUUUUUUUUCUUAAGACAUAUAAGUUAAUGCUGACUUGGCUGUAGGGUUUUAAACUUUUUAACUGUGUGUGACCAACUUAGGAAAUCCAGACUGUUCUGUCCAUCUGGUUCAGAGCAAAGAAAUCAUCUUCAACAGGUGGCGGGGGGGGGGGAGAGCAUAAUUUGGAGGUUAUAGCUCUUGUCUUGACUUGCCCCAUCAUACUACAAGAAGUGUAUUCUGUACAUAACAUACAAAUAAAGCAACCCCCUUAUUUUACCUGUUACUUAUUAUUUGGAGGAUUUAUCCAGUUUUCAAUUUGUAUAAUUAAAAGCCAUUUCAGAAUGUGUGUGUGUAAGGGAAAUGCAAGUCACAAGGACCUAACAGAAUCAGUGAGAUUGGCAGCUGUGUUCACUACUGCUUUAGUUUUGUGCCAACAUUCCACGUAUUCAAGUCCAAGUAAACUGAUUCUAAUUCAACAAAAGCAGACAGCGUAGCUCUGUGUAUGCCUUAAUGUUAGUCUUUUAUUUCUUUCUGUCUUCAGAAAGUGGAGUACUGUAUUUGAUGAGUAGACACUGCCAUGAGAGAGGAUAGGCUUGGCUUGAACAUUAAAAGAAGCUCAUAAAAAAAAGAUUACCAAGACCAAAUAAUUUCUUGAAAUCUUGAAGGAGUUCUGAUUGUUCACUUUCUCUCUUAUGCAUCCCUCAUUUGACUGACUUGGAAGACCAUUGUGUGUUUAGUUCUAUAAACAUUUUUAAAGUUAAGACUUUACAUCAUUCCUCUGAAUCAUUGAAUUUCAGCCUAAAACUGAAAUUAUGAAUACAGAUUCAGUUCUUUCUUAGCAAAGUGACUGUGAAGAGAUAAUGCUAGUUACUUGCUUGCAUUUUCGAUAGCUGACUUAACAGAUCUCUCCUUUUUUCCUUGAACUGCUUUUUCCAUCACCAGUGUUUUGACUGAAGAUGUUAAUUUUUUCUGAUUGUGCAAAUAUAUGCAUUUUAUGUGUGCAUUGAUAAAAACCAUUCACAAAUG